Molecule: messenger RNA, 1376 nt
Organism: Lactuca sativa (garden lettuce)
Lineage: Eukaryota; Viridiplantae; Streptophyta; Magnoliopsida; Asterales; Asteraceae
Cellular component (GO): intracellular membrane-bounded organelle
Molecular function (GO): thiolester hydrolase activity
Source: RefSeq, a predicted model, not a curated record
AUUCCAAAAAACUUCAUCAUUCCAAAAUCAAACAAAACCCCCCAAUUGCACUGACGAAAGAGCGGUGUUUUUACCUUUUCAUCCUUCUUUAUACACCUCAAGUUUUCAUUUUUAUGGCCUCUUCUGCGAUAACACGAUUCUUUAUCAUCUUCACUCUGCUUCCCAUAAUCACACAUUCUAUCCCUUUUGUUCUCUUUCAUGGCAUUGCAGAUGGUUGCAGCAAGAAAGGAGUAAAAAAUUUUACCGAAUCUUUAAGCAAGUGGUCUAAUACUCAAGGAUAUUGCAUAGAAAUUGGAAAUGGGGUCAUGGAUUCUUGGUUUAUGCCCUUUGCUAAACAGACAGAGAUUGCAUGUGAAAAGGUGAAGAAUAUGAGUGAACUUAGUGAAGGUUACAACAUAGUUGGACUUUCCCAGGGUAACAUGGUGGGGAGAGGAGUUCUUGAAUUUUGUGAUGGAGCACCUCCGGUGAAGAACUACAUAUCAUUAGCAGGUCCUCAUGCUGGGGAAGCAGCAAUCCCUUUAUGUGGUUCGAGUUUCAUAUGCAUUCUUGUUGAUGAUUUGAUGGAGUUAGCAGUUUAUAGUGAUGUUGUUCAGGAACACUUGGCUCCAUCAAAUUACAUGAGGGUCCCCACAGAUCUUGAUGCAUAUAAAGAAGGGUGUAAAUUUCUCCCGAAGCUAAAUAACGAGUUUGAAAAAAACGCUACAUAUAAAGAAAGAUUCAGCAGCUUGCAAAAUUUGGUGCUUAUAAUGGGUGAUAAAGAUUCAGUUUUGGUACCCAAAGAAACCUCUUGGUUUGGGUACUUCCCUGAUGGAGCUUAUGAACCUAUACUUCCAGCACAAAAGACGAGAUUAUAUAUUGAAGACUGGAUUGGGUUGAGGACACUGGAUGAGGCUGGGAGGGUCAAAUUCGUAAAUGUGACGGGAGGACAUCUUGAAAUAAGUGAUGAUGAUAUGAAGAAAUACAUUGUUCCGUAUUUAUUAGAUGAAGAAGCAGAAGCUCCCCAGAAUCCGAUUCUGAUAGAAUCAGAAUCGGAUUCUGAUGCCACGAGUUUUCUAAGCAGAAAACACAGUGGACAACAAGACCUUCAAUUAAACAUUAACAUUUUACAUCGCUUGUGAUACAAUUUCAAUGUUUAUGAAUUAUUUUUUUUUUCGUGAAUAUGUCUAUUUUAAUAUACUAUGCAAAGUGGAGAAAAGAUGCACUAAUAUUUAGCAUUAGAAAGACAUGUAACUUAGAUCAUGAAACUGUUAGAUAGUUAUGGAUGGUUACAAAAUGGGUGUGAAUUGAGUUUUAUGUUUCUUUCCAAAUUUUGUAUAUGGAGGAUAGAUAAUUGUUAUUAUAAUAUAGUUUAGAUUACUUUGAAUGGUUAUAUAGAA